CGGUCCUGUCCAAGCUGGAAGCAAGGAAAGGACUGGAGAAGAUGAGGAGAGAGUUGGGACCUGGCUGGCCAAGUCCUGAGCUCGGGUCCCGGCCUGGAAUCUCCGGAGUUGCGUCCCUCCGGCCAUAAAUAUCGUUCCCGGACUGGCGCGCCCCCGUGUGGUUUUAGAGGAGCCAUGCUUGCGGAGCUGAUUCCAGAUGAGGAUGUUGCCAAAUCAAGUGGCAAGGUUCCAUGGAGUUCAGGGGUGACUCUCGCCUCGUAAAUGUAGGAUUUUCAGCCAAAAAUACGGGAUCCCAGUCGGAAGUGUGGGAUCCCCAUAGGCUCUGUCAGAAGUUUAAAGGCGUUAGUGGGUCCUGGAAGGGUUUACUUUGGGUAUAACCAGAUAGGGAUGAGUCCAGGGCCAGGACUGUGGGUAGGGGGGCUUCUCCUCGAUGCAUCUGGCUGACAAUCGGCAUAGGAGGGGAGAGUGUGAACCCGCCGCACCAGGACACAGGGACACAAAACAGUUACAAGAAAAAGAUAUUCAGAGACAGAAGACAGACCAGUAGGGGCACGUCCCUGCAGCCCCUUUGUCACUCCAAUACACUGGUCAGUUCCUCCUCUUCCCUCCUACUCUCGCGCCCAUUGGUCCAGGAAGUAUGGAAGUGUGGGGAGUUGCCAUGACAACUAGGUCGUCUAAACCCCUUCGCAUCUUUGUGUCAAAAUGGGAAGAGGAGGGGUGUGACAGGCAGAGAAUGAGGGGAUGAAGCGGGGCAAUGAAAGAUAAUGUUCAUUCCUUCCCCAGCUCAUUUUUCAAAAACCGCGGGUGCCCCCUUCCCCACCGGAAAUUCAGAAAAUAUUCCCAGAGAAGGCUGUGAGGGAGAGUCCGUGCCGCCCCUCCCCCCCCGGCCCCGCCCCGCCCGAGUCUAGGAAUUUGGGGGGCGGGUGCUUCAGGCGCUGAGGCCAGGGUGAGUUCCCCUCGUGUGGCCGGGAGAAGACGGGAAGCGGACCGAGGCUCUAUUGCCUGAGAUCCUGGUCCUAUGGGUCCGGCCCUCCCGCGCCGCCCACGCAGGGCCCACUCCGUUGGGGGCGGAGAUCAGAACGCCCCGGGCCUUGGGGGCGGAGCUUGACCUCUGUGCUCACCGCAGGACCAUGAACAGAUGCCCCCGCAGGUUCCGGAGCCCGUUGGGGCAGGCAGCGCGAUCCCUCUACCAGCUGGUGACUGGGUCGCUGUCGCCAGACAGCGUGGAGGAUGAGUUUGAACUGUCCACCGUGUGUCACCGGCCCGAGGGUCUGGAGCAGCUGCAGGAGCAAACCAAGUUCACGCGCAAAGAGCUACAGGUCCUGUACCGGGGUUUCAAAAACUCUUUCCUCCAGGAGAAGAGCUAUAUGGAAUGUCCCAGCGGAAUUGUCAAUGAGGAGAACUUCAAGCAGAUUUAUUCCCAGUUCUUUCCUCAAGGAGACUCCAGCACAUAUGCCACUUUUCUCUUCAAUGCCUUUGACACCAACCAUGAUGGCUCAGUCAGUUUUGAGGACUUUGUGGCUGGUUUGUCAGUGAUUCUUCGGGGAACCACAGAUGACAGGCUGAACUGGGCUUUCAACCUGUAUGACCUCAACAAGGAUGGCUGCAUCACCAAGGAGGAAAUGCUUGAUAUCAUGAAGUCCAUCUAUGACAUGAUGGGCAAGUAUACAUAUCCUGCACUCCGGGAGGAGGCCCCAAGGGAACACGUGGAGAGCUUCUUCCAGAAGAUGGACAGGAACAAAGAUGGCGUGGUGACUAUUGAGGAAUUCAUUGAAUCUUGUCAAAAGGACGAGAACAUCAUGAGGUCCAUGCAGCUCUUUGACAAUGUCAUCUAGCUCCCCAGGAGAGGGGGGUCAGUUGUCCUGGGGGGACCAUGCUGUAGCCCUAGUCCAGGUGGACCUCACCCUUCUCUUCCCAGGUCUGUCCUCAUCCUAGCUCUACCCUGGGGGCUAUAGGAAUCCAAGAGCCUGGGGAUUCAGUGGUUCAGAUUGCUGGAGCUGAGGGGGCUAUAGAGUGGGCAGAGUGUAUCUGUGGGGUGUUCCCAACUCCCAACAGCUCCCCCUUCCUGUCUGAAACUCAGUGCUGAGGGUGCCCCUGCUACAGGAAUUGAGUGGUCCUCCCCCUUCCACUCCCACUUGAGAAACCACAAUGCUAGACAAAAUGUCUCCUGCUAUGGUGCUUCCCCCAUCCCUGAUCUCAUAACCAUUUCCCCUAAGACCCCCUUAACAGAAAGGCUGUUCUGUCAUUGGCACUGACUGGCCUUUCAGACCAGGGCCUUUGAGAGCCCUGUAGGAGGUGGACAAGAAUGUAGAGGGAGUAAUCUUGGGCCUGAGCCAGUGCAUAGGUCCUAGGAGGUAGCUGGGUUAGAGAACAGAAGGGCCUGGGGAUUAUCAGUGAGAGCAUGCCAGGCUAUAGCUUUCAGCUCUACAGGUCUGCCAUUCAAAGCUGUCAGAAUAUGAAUUUCCAGGCUCUUCAGAAGACCUUGUUUCCUUGGAAAUACCCCAGAAAAUUUCCAAGUAUCCCAGGAGAGUCUGGGAUCCUGGUGUUUGGCUCAUUCCCUCCUCUCCUCCCUUCCUGUUUGUGUAGUGGUGGUGGCAGUGGGGGGAAGAUAGGUGGGAGCUGUCUUGGCUGAUACCUGCCAAAGUUUCAGCCUACCCUCUCUGAUGGCUACAACUUAAGUUUUCAUUUGCCAUUUCCUCUCGACUUGGAGGCACAGAGUAAGUCAGGGACAACACAGUGGAUGCCUUAGAAGAAAAAGGAAGGAAGGAGGCGGGCAUAGAUUUGAACCCAGUGUGGGGGCAUUUAUUAGACUCUGUGAUAUACCCAGGCUCUAUUCCUGCCCCCCGACAUAGCCUCCUAAUUGCCCACCCAGAGUCUCCUCUUGCUCUAUUCAAUCUACCCAGAGAUGCCCCUGAGCACACCUUGAAGGCAGGAACAUUAGGACCCAGGUCCCACCUCACUGUCAGCACCCCUGCCGUGCCGCCACCCCUUAAUAUAUCUGCUUGUCCCGUUUAGCUCACUCUCCCAGUCAGCUGUGAUCUGAGGGGAGGGUCCCCAGGGAGCCCCCUUUCCUAUCAGAACACUGUUGACUGCUUUGCAUUUUUGGUUCCUCUGUAAUUUUUGUAAAAUAAGAAGUACACCGGAUCCAAUAAAACACAAUGGCUAUGCA
Globicephala melas (long-finned pilot whale) is the source of this 3169-nucleotide messenger RNA. RefSeq names its product potassium voltage-gated channel interacting protein 2 (gene KCNIP2). The record is from RefSeq and is a predicted model, not a curated record. Gene Ontology annotation, molecular function: calcium ion binding; potassium channel regulator activity. Gene Ontology annotation, cellular component: voltage-gated potassium channel complex. Lineage: Eukaryota; Metazoa; Chordata; Mammalia; Artiodactyla; Delphinidae. Gene Ontology annotation, biological process: regulation of potassium ion transmembrane transport.